Phodopus roborovskii (desert hamster) is the source of this 732-nucleotide messenger RNA. It is a transcript of the gene CUNH12orf60, whose product is annotated as chromosome unknown C12orf60 homolog. The record is from RefSeq and is a predicted model, not a curated record. The transcript has a single exon. Bases 1 to 732 code for a protein of 243 amino acids. NCBI's taxonomy places the organism in Eukaryota, Metazoa, Chordata, Mammalia, Rodentia, Cricetidae.
AUGUCUUCCCAGUCAGAAAAGGACAAAGAGAGACUGAUUCAAGCUGCCAAAGUAUUCUUCUUCCACAUACAAGAUCUGGUUUCCUUCAUAAAUAAGUUCAUCGAGUUGUUUAACUUCACGAUGAAGACUCAGCUGCUCCCAAUGGAUCUGAAAGAAUAUAGUUGCAUUAAAGAUUUCUUUGAACAAAUGAUCAAAAAUUUUAAAGAGAUGCAAAUGAUGGUUGAUGUAAAAGACAAACAAAUGCAAAAGGAGCCUUUGUGUUCCAAGGUGGUGGCUGCUAUGGCCUCUGCCGUGGAGAAGUGCGCCACCGCGGGUCCACACCACACAGCUAAAGAGAUGCUCAAAAACAUCCAGACACAAGCUGUUGCCUCUGUGCUGAGCAGUGGUCACAUCCUCGAGAGUCUGGAAUCUUCUCUUUCACUCCUGAUGCAGUUUCCCAUCGUAAGUCUUCAAUUACACGACUUCUAUAGAGAAGAGACCAAAGAGCAGCCAGGUGCUACCACAUCCGAGAAAAGCAUGAGCCCAGAACACCCCAAAGCCAUUCCAGAGGAUGCCUUAAAGAAGCUUCAAGAUGCCCUAAGGACUAAGGAUGCUGACAGACCAGUAGAAGCAGCCGCAGAUGAACUGGAACAGUUUGUCAAAAAGAUUGAGCCAACCUUACAGGUCCUUCAGAAAGCCAUAAAGACUAUAGAGGGGGAUAUCUCCACAUUUAGUGAAGCUGGGGCCAAGUAG